Lathyrus sativus (Indian pea) is the source of this 1236-nucleotide messenger RNA. The record is from the annotation of a GenBank genome assembly. NCBI's taxonomy places the organism in Eukaryota, Viridiplantae, Streptophyta, Magnoliopsida, Fabales, Fabaceae.
AUGCGUGGCUCAUUACAACCGUUGGAUUUAGCUAUUCAGAUUCCCUACCACUUCAGGUGCCCAAUCUCUCUGGAGCUUAUGAGAGACCCUGUUACCGUCUCCACCGGUCAAACCUACGACCGUAACAGCAUCGAGUCAUGGGUGAACACCGGCAACACUACGUGUCCGGUCACCAGGGUCAAUCUCACCGAUUUCACGUUCAUUCCUAAUCACACUCUUCGCCGUUUGAUUCAAGAAUGGUGCGUCGCGAACCGGGCCUUCGGUGUUCAGCGUAUUCCUACUCCCAAACAGCCUGCAGAUUCUGCACUGGUUCGUUCUUUGCUUAUCCAGUGUUCUUCCCAUUCUGCCCCUACUCAAAUGAGGCUUAACUCGCUUCGUCGACUCAGGUCACUCGCUCGUGACUCGGAUUAUAAUCGUUCUUUGAUUGGUUCUCUCAACGUUCGUCAUGUUUUGUUACCUAUUGUUUUCGACUAUAACGGUUUAGAUGAGAUGAAAUAUGACUCACUCGCUUUGCUUGUUCUUUUUCCACUCAGUGAGUCGGAAUGCAGUUCAGUUGCUUCCGAUUCUGAUAAGAUUAACUAUCUAACGAGUCUGCUUACAAAUUCUUUGUUUGAUGUCCGAGUCAACUCGGCGGCGCUCAUUGAGAUCGUCGUCGCGGGAACUCACUCGGCGGAGAUUAGAUCUCAGGUGAGCAAUGUCGACGGGAUCUACGACGGCGUGGUUGAGAUACUUAAAAAUCCAAUCUCGUAUCCGCGCGCGCUUAAGAUUGGGAUCAAGGCCUUGUUCGCACUCUGCCUUGUGAAACAGACGCGUCACCGUGCUGUGGCUGCCGGUGCGCCUGCGGUACUUGUUGAUAGGCUCGCUGAUUUCGAGAAGUGUGAUGCGGAGAGAGCGUUGGCGACUGUCGAGUUGUUGUGCCGUGUACCGGAUGGUUGCGCGGCUUUUGCUUCUCACGCGCUUACGGUGCCGAUGCUUGUGAAGAUAAUACUCAAGAUUUCGGAUCGGGCGACGGAGUACGCUGCCGGAGCGCUAAUGGCGCUGUGUUCGGAAUCGGAACGGUGUCAGAGAGAAGCGGUUACGGCAGGGGUGCUGACUCAGCUUUUACUUCUGGUACAGAGUGAUUGCACGGAGAGAGCGAAGAGGAAGGCGCAACUGUUGCUGAAGCUACUUCGGGAUUCGUGGCCUCAAGAUUCCGUCGGAAAUUCCGACGAUUUUGCAUGCAGUCAUUUUGACUGA